Molecule: messenger RNA, 2770 nt
Organism: Chara braunii
Lineage: Eukaryota; Viridiplantae; Streptophyta; Charophyceae; Charales; Characeae
Source: the annotation of a GenBank genome assembly
GGGACGAGGGAUUGAGAAGAGAGCAGGACUGGGCGAUAAACUUGAAAGCAGGUCAGGAAAUGAGCACUACCUUGUCCCUGUGCACAGGGGCGAUAGAGGGAGCGAGGGGAGAGUAGGGAUCGGAAAUGUAAAAGAAGCAGCAAAAUUUCCCCAACUGAGUCCCCUCUCGUUUUGUGCAAACUAGAGAUAGAAGCACGUUCUUUGUGUGUGUGUUUGUGUGUGUGUGUGUGUGUGUGUGAGAGAGAGAGAGAGAGAGAGAGAGAGAGAUUUCAUCGUAGUCCUGAUGAGUUGGUGAGAGACUGACGGAAGGUCAAAGAAGAGAGAGAGAGAGAGAGAGAGAGAGAGAGAGAGAGAGAGAGAGAGAGAGAGAGAGAGAGAGAGAGAGAGAUUUCAUCGUAGUCCUGACGAGUUGGUGAGAGACUGACGGAAGUCUUUGACCGCUUUUCGUUUGUGUAUCUGAGGAGACAUAUACACGUGUCCACAGACACGCAUCUCUUCACGCACAGACACAGACAGACACAGACACAGACACAGACACACCGGCAUCCGACCAUAUUUGUAGAUAAUGGUGGUGUUUCUGGUUCAUCGGCCCGAGGUCCAUUGCCCAGUCCGCAAGGUUACGUACUUGUCUUUUGUCGUCGUCGUGACGUUACUCUUCCUGCUGUCAUGGCCGAGAAUCGCCCCUUGCGCUGGGGGUAACGGAAGAGUAACUGAUGUCUUGAACCUGGAGGCGUCGUCGUCGUCGUCGUCGGCGGCGGCGGUAUCGUUCUCGCCGCCACCGCCGCUGAAGAACGACAAUGAGAGAGGGACCGUUCCGUUACAUCCCGUCCGCGUAGUCAGAGCUGGGGAUGAUAGGGAGGAGAGGAGGUCGAUAGGAGGAGGAGGAGGAGGAGGAGAAAAAAAGGAAUUAAGGGUGGAGGAUAGUAAGGAUAGUGCAGUUGUAGAGGGUGACAAUGUCAACGUUUGUUGCACCUCACCCGUCUCUCCGGUCCGCGUUUAUGUGUACGAUUUGCCCGCUCGUGUUGAGAUGCCCUUAAAUAUCUCUGUGUAUAAUGAUUCUCGCAAUAAUCGGCUUUACAUUCAUUCUCUGGAGUAUUGGAUGCUGACGGAUCUUCGUCUUCGACGAGAAGCCGAAGAGGAGCGGCAGCUCGGCGAUUCCAGCUUGUCGAGGUCCUAUGUCCCUGGCCCGGUGAGACAGGUUUAUGAUCCGGCGGAGGCCGACCUGUUCUUGGUUCCCUUCUUAGGGUCACAAUCUCGGGAGCUAUGUUGCAAUCUUCACUUCAAGGACAACUUGAAAGUGUGCGACAGCUUGCACGACACUGAUCGACAGAAGGCGCUCCGCGAAUGGAUGGUGCAACAGGAGCCUUGGAUUCGAUCUGGAGGAUUUGAUCACAUCUUCAUGACUUCUCAUCCUCUGGCUAUGGCGGACGUUCGGCACAGUCUGCAUAAUGCCAUAUAUCUCUCCGUCGAUUUCGGCUUUUUCUGCUCUGAGGAAGUCAAUCUAGACAAGGACGUGGUCGUUCCGUACAACCCCGUGGUGCCUGGAAUACCGCAGGACGAGCUGACGAUGGCCUCAGAGAGAGCGGAGGAGAAGAGGACCUCUCUGCUCUACUUUCGCGGAGAGCAGCAUCGCGAGUACGGUGGGGCGAUCCGGUCGAAGCUGUGGGACGUGCUGAAUGGGGAGGACGGCGUGGACUGGGAGGGCACCUCCCACGACGCCGCCAGUGUGCCCGAAGACGCUCUCAUUGAGUCCGCGAGCGAGAUGAGGAGAUCUCAUUUCUGUCUGAACCCCGCGGGCGACACGCCGUCUUCCGCUCGGCUGUGGGAUUCGCUGAUCAAUCUCUGCAUUCCCGUGGUUGUCAGCGACUUCAUCGAGUUCCCUUUCGAGAGCUGGUUGAAUUGGACGCGGUUUUGCAUCGUGGUGGAGUCGUCGCAAGCCAUUCGACCAGGGUAUAUAAUGGCGCUGCUGAGAGGAAUAACGGAGGAGGAGAGGAGAGAGAUGAGGAGAGAAAUCGUGAGAGUGUUGCCCUACUUCGACUACAAACCGAGACUAGACGACCCUUCCAUGGGAGCGCUGAACAAUAUUUGGAAGGAGAUCGCCUGGAAGCUGCCACGUGUCAGACUAGCAGUUCGUCGCUAUGCCAGACACGCGCCGCGAAAGACUUUCACAAAGGAUUACCUUCCGGAGGGAACGCCUCCCAGGCCUUGUCGGUCUACUCUGAGGCGGGAUGGGCAAUUCUGGUCUUUGUCUCCUCCUCCUCCUCCUCCUCCUCCUCCUGCUUUACCUGCUCGCAACGAUCGUCAAUCCUCGACCCCGGUUGCGCUGCUUUGCGCAUGUGACGCGGACGCUGCGCUGCUUUGCGCAUGUGACGCGGACGAGCAAGAGGGAGAGGAAAUAGUGAAAGAGGAAGAGGAAGAGGAAGAGGAAGAGGAGGAGCUCGACUCAGGAGAGAGAGGUGGUGGUCCCCACUCCGCUGGAGGAUGACCGGAAGAAUCGUCUUCAGGCAGGGCAUACUAAGUAAUAAAAGGCCAAGCACGCGUGCAUGCUCACAGGCACGACAGCUUUACGGCCAUCCUAAGAGCUUUUUGAGAUCUCCAACGGUCUAUCCGAUCCGACCUCCCAGGCAAGUUUCUUUUACUACGGCAAAUCCCAGUUGGGUAAGUCCCCCACAACUUUCUUUUACUACGGUAAAGCCAAGUUGGUACACAAUCCUGAACUGAACUGAACUGUGGAAAUACAGAAGCGGAUGAGUAAAAUUUGUAUACAUAG